AUGGUCAUCGCGAUGUCUGGAGUGAGAAAUCGAUUCAAACUUGAAAUGCCGAAGCCGCGGGAGACACCGAAUUUGAACCUAGACGACAAAUGCAAAAUUAAGCUGACCAAUGAGUCGGAGGAAAUCGAAAUUGCAGCGAAGGAUCUAGAGGUUCUUGAGGAGUUAGGAAAAGGUGGCUAUGGAGUUGUGGAAAAGAUGCGCCAUCGGCAGUCGGGAAUUACAAUGGCCGUGAAGCGAAUUCCCUCCUCGAUCCACGAUGAAUCCCAGAAACGUAUGUUAACCGAACUCGACGCUUGUAAACGGAGUGAUUGCUGCCCUCAAAUGGUGCGUUUCUACGGAGCUAUGUUUCGCGAAGGGGAUGUUUGGAUAUGCAUGGAAGUGAUGGACACUUCGCUUGACAAAUUUUAUAAGAAGUGUUAUGCUCUCGGACGAAGACUUCCUGAACCUUUUCUAGCGAAGGUGACGUUGUCGGUUGUUGAAGGCCUUAAUUUUAUGAAAGAGGAUAUGAAUUUGAUCCAUCGUGAUGUGAAACCGUCAAAUAUACUGCUCAAUCGGCAUGGGCAGGUGAAAAUAUGCGACUUUGGCAUAUCAGGUCAUCUCGCAAACAGUUUAGCAAAGACCGUUGCUGCUGGUUGUAAAUUUUAUAUGCCACCUGAGCGAAUCGACGGUGACAUGAAAGGUUCAUAUGACGUAAGAGCUGACGUGUGGAGCCUCGGAAUCACUCUGGUGGAAAUUGCUACUGGGAAAUAUCCAUAUGAAGUAUGGGUGACACCUUUCCAGCAGUUGAAACAGGUCAUUGAAGAACCAGCUCCUCGGCUGCCUUCUGAUGGCUCAUUCUCUGCCGAUUGUCAAUAUUUUGUACAACGUUGCUUGGAGAAGAACCCUCACGAACGUCCGAAAUAUCCCGAGCUCUUAGCGAUGCCUUUCCUUGACUCUGCUAGAAAUGAAAAGCAGUUCAGUAUGGCCAGGUUCGUUGUCGAGGUGUUGGAUGCUGUGCAGCCUCCCCAAAUCCCGACGAAUAAGUAA
Molecule: messenger RNA, 1026 nt
Organism: Haemonchus placei
Lineage: Eukaryota; Metazoa; Nematoda; Chromadorea; Rhabditida; Trichostrongylidae
Source: the annotation of a GenBank genome assembly